Messenger RNA from Trichoplax adhaerens, 891 nucleotides. RefSeq lists its product as uncharacterized. NCBI's taxonomy places the organism in Eukaryota, Metazoa, Placozoa, Uniplacotomia, Trichoplacea, Trichoplacidae. Bases 1 to 891 code for a protein of 296 amino acids. Gene Ontology annotation, biological process: biosynthetic process. The record is from RefSeq and is a predicted model, not a curated record. The transcript has 9 exons.
AUGAAACGAUUUCUGAUCCACGAUAUUUAUAAGAAGCCUGUAGUUAUACGAAAAAGUCUACUUUGUGCUAAUUCAGUAUGUGUAAGCAUUCCUCGUGUAAGAGGCUAUUUAAUCAAUGCAAGACAAUUCACAUCGAAUGAACGCCGAGAUGAUGGUAGCAAUGUCUCGUAUUGUAUGAAUUUAGUAAGGAAACAUGACUUCGAAAAUUACCUAACAACCUUACUAUUGCCUAAGGAUUCUAGGAAUAGCGUCUUCGCUAUCAGAGCGUUUAACUUGGAAACCAUUAAGAUUAAAGAUAUCAUUUCACAGCCUGGAACUGGAGAAAUGCGAAUAAAAUUUUGGGCUAGUGCGAUUGAAUCGAUAUAUAAGAAUGAGCCACCACAGCACCCAAUAGCUAUGGAGCUAAUGAAGGCUAAGGAUAAAAAUCACUUAUCAAAGAUGUGGUUCAACCGGUUGGUUAAGGAGAGGAAAAGGCGUUUAGAUGAUUCACCAUAUCGUAAUUUGGAAGAGUUAGAAGCUUAUUGUGAAAAUACUGUCUCCUCUAUACUGUAUUUAAUUCUUGAAUCUCUAGGUAUUCGUUGUUCCCAUUCAGAUCAUGCAGCGAGUCAUAUCGGAAAAGCGUAUGGAAUAGUUAUCUUAUUGCGCGCUGUUCCUUUCCAUGCAAAGAAGGGAAAAGUUUACUUACCAAGUGAUAUUUUGAUUAAGGCGAGAUCGAUUAAAAAAGACGUAUCCAGGAAGGCCGUGGCAGGUUUUUUAUGUUCGGUUAUAUGCCAAAAGUAUCUACGAGAUUUGCAAUUUGUGGAUUUUGACGUAUUUCAUCCUAAUCUGCAAGAAAGAGCCCCACUACUUCCAGUUCAACUUCUCAUUCAACGGCUCAGAGGUGUUUAUUAG